UUCAUUGUUAAACUUUUUUUCACGCGUCAGGUAGCACAAUUUCCUGAAGAGCUGGUCACAUAUGGUGGCAAUGGUCAGGUCUUUUCUAACUGGGCCCAAUUCUGGCUCGUGAUGCAGGCUCUGUCUCGCCUUACCAAAGAGUUAACCCUCAUUCUAUACUCUGGUCAUCCCUUAGGCUUGUUUCCCAGCCCCACAUCAGCUCCGCGUCUUGUGAUUACCAAUGGCAUGCUGGUUCCAAAGGCCGGCCAGGAAGCUGGUUACAAUCGCUUAUUUGCACUAGGAGUUAGCCAGUACGGUCAGAUGACGGCGGGCUCUUAUUGUUAUAUUGGUCCGCAAGGUAUUGUGCACGGAACUACGCUGACUCUAUUAAAUGCAUUACGCAAGAAGAAUAGAGAAGACCAAUCCUCGCAAGGGAUGUCUCGAGAGACGCGAAGUUCGGAGGGGUGUGAAAAUGCAAACAGCCCAGGUUGGGGAAAAGUUUUCAUCACUUCCGGUCUGGGAGGAAUGAGUGGGGCUCAGGCAAGCAUGAAUUAUAUCUUAUAA
Protopolystoma xenopodis is the source of this 543-nucleotide messenger RNA. The record is from the annotation of a GenBank genome assembly. NCBI's taxonomy places the organism in Eukaryota, Metazoa, Platyhelminthes, Monogenea, Polystomatidea, Polystomatidae.